AUGCUUAACUCUAUCAAAGAUCUAUCUAUACAAGAUUUCUUUGAAGGAAUUAAAGCACCCGAAUUGUUACAUAUCCCCUCCUUCCCUCUCUCUCUGUAUCCUAUCCUUCUCUCUGAGUAUCCCUCCUUCCCCCUCUCUCUGAGUAUCCCCUCCUUCCCUCUCUCUCUGAGUAUCCUCUCCUUCCCUCUCUCUCUGAUAUCUCUCCCUUCUCUCUCUCUCUCUGAGUAUCUCUCCCUUCUCUCUCUCUCUCUGAGUAUCUCUCCCUUCUCUCUCUCUCUGAGUAUCUCUCUCCCUUCUCUCUCUCUGAGUAUCUCUCUCCCUUCUCUCUCUCUGAGUAUCUCUCCCUUCUCUCUCUCUGAGUAUCUCUCCCUUCUCUCUCUCUCUGAGUAUCCACAGCUCUCUCUGACACAGUCAAGUGUCUUCCGGCUGUGGAACCUACACACAUCCCUUCUCCUGAUUUUCGUCUCUCUCUCUCUCUUUCUCCUCCUCCUCCUCCUUUUCUUUAGUCUUUCACUCAGUUCCUCUUCUUAUUCCAUUCAUGAUGCUCUUCUCUUGUCAACAUUCUUUCAUCCUUCAAUGUGGCACAACACAGGGAUAGAUAUCUGGAUUUAUUUUGGAAGUUAA
This is a messenger RNA of Acanthosepion pharaonis, 624 nucleotides long. The record is from the annotation of a GenBank genome assembly. Lineage: Eukaryota; Metazoa; Mollusca; Cephalopoda; Sepiida; Sepiidae.